Pseudocercospora fijiensis CIRAD86 is the source of this 1500-nucleotide messenger RNA. RefSeq lists its product as uncharacterized. The annotation marks the transcript as partial. Gene Ontology annotation, cellular component: nucleus. Gene Ontology annotation, molecular function: DNA binding. Lineage: Eukaryota; Fungi; Ascomycota; Dothideomycetes; Mycosphaerellales; Mycosphaerellaceae. The record is from RefSeq and is a predicted model, not a curated record. The transcript has 4 exons.
CAUCACGGCACGCCGGCCCAGGAAUACACCGGAUUCAACUUCACCUCACCCCAGCUGCCUAUGGAGCCCAGCGCGUUCAGUAGCAGCAUCCAUUCACGACCGAUGCAUCACCAACUCCAGCCCUUGAUAAUGCCGCAAUGGCCAUCGCUGCUCAACAGCCAGCCACAUUCGACCUACCAACCCAUGUAUCCUCAACCAGUUCAACCCAUCCAGCCAAUGUCCAUUGGACCUCUCGUGACGCCCGUGUCGGCCGCGCCCUCGAGAUCAACAUCGACCCCGCGCAAGACUCUCACAGACCUGGAUCGCAAACGAAUGUGCCAAUAUGCAGAGGAGCAUCCCAACAGCAAGCAGACCGAGAUUGGAGCCAUCUUCGGUGUAGAACGAAGCACUGUAUCGAAGGUCCUUCGGCAGAAGGAGAAGUACCUCUUCCAAGACGACGGCAGUCGAUCGCCUGUCAAGCGCGCGAAGGGUCGCUCUCCUGAUAUCGAGCGCGCGCUUGCAGUAUGGGCCAAGAAUCAGGAGAAGAAGGGGAAUCCGCUCACUGAUCAUCUCAUUCGACAGCAGGCGCGAGCUUUCGCGGCAACCACGACCAUGGCUGAAAACCACGUGGCUCUGAGCUCGAGCUGGAUCGAGAAGUUCAAGCUCAAGAACAACCUGAUGGGUGCUCGAUCACGAAAAGCGUCACUCGCUCCGGACGAUCUGGAUGGUUCAGCAGCACAAUCAUCCUCUUCCCACACUCCUGGCGACACUUCGCCCAUUUCCCCGGGCGCACUGGGAUCUCCAUCUCCCAUCGAAUUGCAUAGUGUGCAGAGCCAAGAAAGCUUGAAGAACGAGAGUCCCGACAGCUAUCUGGAAUUUGGCAGUACACAUGGACCAUUUCAUUCGCAGAGCACGAAUUCGCUGAACAGCGCCUUCACCGACACGGCGCCAUCGUCUUUCUCCCCUGGACCCCUGAGUCCGACAUCACCAUUCUUCACAACGCCUGAAUCGGGUACCGCUCCUUCUCCAUUCAUACCCCAAAACUCGCGGCCGAUUCUCCCAAGCACAUCGAGCACCAACUCGCAGCGGCCACGCAGCCAGACGUUUCCGUUUCUGGAUCAAUACAUGACAGGUUCUGGCGAGUCUGUGACGCCCAAAUACGCGAACAGCGCAGCAUUGGACUCACCGAUGGGAGAACCUUCGGACCCGCUUGUCAAUCUUGAUGAGGCUAUACAGCCACCAGAAGAACGGCCGAGCACGGUCACACCUUCAGAGACGAUGCGGCCACCUCCUCUGCCGGCACAUAUCUUGCAAUCAGAUAUCCUAAAGCGAGAUUCUACGCCGGCCACACCAACAUACUCGUUCCAGCAGGCAACGACUCCAGAAGAAGCACGACAAGCACUCCAAAUAGUGCUUUCCUUCUUCGAACAACAACCCAACGGCUCAUUAGAUCCGGCGUCUUGGAUGGCCAUGGGCAAACUUAUGGAAAAAUUGAAGCUGCAGUCCCGAGGGAGCAGCUGA